Messenger RNA from Elaeis guineensis (African oil palm), 4143 nucleotides. Its product is annotated as probable histone-arginine methyltransferase CARM1. Gene Ontology annotation, biological process: peptidyl-arginine methylation, to asymmetrical-dimethyl arginine; chromatin remodeling. Gene Ontology annotation, molecular function: histone H3R2 methyltransferase activity. The record is from RefSeq and is a predicted model, not a curated record. Lineage: Eukaryota; Viridiplantae; Streptophyta; Magnoliopsida; Arecales; Arecaceae.
GUAGCAGCGAUCGCAGGUUUCCGCGAUCGAUAUCUUAUCUGUUGGCCUCCGUCUUCGCGCUUCUUCUGGCUCCAAAAUCCUCCCCUCAAAACCGUGCUCUCAUCUCCCCGAGCUCGGUUGGGAGAGAGAGGGAAGGAGAUCGAGGAAUGGAGGCUUCUUUGGUGGACGAGUUCGCUCCCAUAUCCGUCGACGACCUUUCGCUGGCUCCCCCCGCCGUCGUCUCCGCUCGGUUCGUCUCCGAUGACCAGUCCGGCGGUCCUCAGCUCCGCUUCCACCUAAUGGACUCUCUCGAAGCCUUUCUCCACCUCGAUCUCCGGGGUGCCCAGCUUUUCAGAUUAGGCCCAGUGGAAUUGCUGUGUGUUGUCGAGGAGUCAAGAACCAAUGAUGCAGAGAAGACCUGUGCAAGAGCAUUUAGGAUUCGGUUAACAACCGAGGUUGAAAGCAAAGCCUUCCAUUCAGCAUUUAAGCAUUGGAAGCAACGAUUGAUUGGUGCAAAAACUGGAUAUCUGGAAGAUAAACAAGGUUUAGCUCCUAUAAGCAAAUUUGAUGAUAAAAUAGAAGCUGCUUCUGCAAGUAUGUACUUCCAUUAUUAUGGUCAGCUGCGACAUCAACAAACUAUUUUAGAGGAUCAUGUGAUGACAGGAACAUAUUAUACUGCAAUUAUCACGAACCAUGUAGACUUUCAAGGCCGUGUUGUGGUUGAAGUUGGUGCUGGUACUGGUAUUCUUUCACUAUUUGCUGCUCAGGCUGGUGCCAAACAUGUCUAUGCCAUUGAGGCAUCUGAAAUGGCAGAACAUGCAUGCAUGCUGAUUGCUGGGAACCCUCCACUUGGGCAGAGGAUCACGGUUAUCAAAGGCAAAGUUGAGGAAGUUGAACUUCCCGAGGAAGUAGACAUACUGAUUUCUGAGCCAAUGGGCACCUUGUUAGUCAAUGGAAGGAUGCUGGAGUCAUAUGUGAUUGCAAGAGAUCGAUUCCUUGUCUCUAAUGGAAAAAUGUUUCCAUCUGCUGGAAGGAUAUGCAUGGCUCCAUUCAGUGAUGAACAUCUUUUUGUUGAAAUAGCGAAUAAGGCCCUCUUUUGGCAGCAGCAGAACUAUUAUGGGGUUGAUCUUACUUCAUUAUAUGGAUCUUUUUUCAAAGGAUAUUUUUCUAAGCCUGUACUUGGUGCAUUUGACCAAAGAAUACUGAUUUCUCCAGCUAUAUUUUACACCCUGGACUUUACCUCCAUAAAGGAAGAAGAGCUAUAUGAAAUCAAUGUACCACUGAAUUUCGUAGCCUCUGUGGGUGCUAUGUUGCAUGGGCUCGCUUGUUGGUUUGAUGUCUUAUUUAAUGGAAGUUCGGUUCAAAGCUGGCUUAACACUGCUCCAGGUGCCCCCACAACUCACUGGUACCAGCUGCUUUGUGUUCUCCCACAGCCAAUGUAUGUCAUGGCAGAGCAAGAGAUCACGGGACACCUUCACUUGGUGGCUCAUCAUGGUCAGAGCUACACAAUUAACUUAAGCAUGUCAGCUAAAAUGUGGGGUCCUGGUGCCUGUCAAGGAGGAAUACUGCAAACUUCAUCAUGCAGUCUUGAUCUACAGAACCCUUACUGUCACAUAUCUCAGUUCUAUGCAGUGCCUCAUGAACAGGAGCUGCUAAAUCAGUUCACACGCUCACAGGAGGCUUCGCUCAAAAGUAUGAAUGAAUCUGAUUCCAGCAAUAGUAUGAAUGAAUUUGAUCCCAGCAUAACGAUGAGGAGUCCUAAUUCCAUCCAGGACAUGCUUGAUUCCUUCGUAGCUUUAGACAAUCCCGAAACCUCACUGGACUUAUAGCAUCCAGUCUUCUGGCGGGCCUGCUUUUCCCAUGGCUGAUGUUUGUAAAGUAGCACACCUUUUUCGGGCUGCUUGUGUUGCCGUGUCGGUCCAGCAAACAUGCUCUGUUGUGGUAAAAAGUAUUUCAUUGAUUCUACAUGUAACAAUGUCCAUAUAUUCCCCCUCCCCUCUUCCCCCAUACCCCCCGCCCCCCAAUGAUUUAGGAGUUGGUGCAUUCUUGGUGACCCUGUGGUCCUGUUUGUGAUAUCAUGUUUCUUCAGUAAACUGUAAAGUUCUCAGAGGUGAACUUGAAAUCUGGGACUAGAAUCUUGGAGACGAUUAUUUGUGGAAGCUUCACAUUUCUCAGGACAAGUUUGAGUACCUUUUUUUUUUUCGGUAAAACAGAGGAAGCCAAGCUUUAUUAAAUACAAUGUACUGACUCAGAAAUACAAAAAGAAAGAACUAAGCACACGUGGAAGGAGUAACGAGAAACUGAGAGAGAAGCAGAGGAAACAAAAAUACCAAGAACAAACGGAAUAUACAUUGUUGUGGAGAAGGAAGUGUAAUAAGAUAAGGACCAAGUGAAGCAGAUGAAGAGCAGUAACCAAUAAAUGCCUUGAAACAAGUCAUCCAAAUUCUGUUAACCGCCGAAGUCUGAGAUACAACGGUAAAUGAAGCACAGAGAGAGAUGCUGCAGUGCUAGCAAAAGAGACCUUGACUGGAACCCAGGAAGCAACAAUACCAAGGUUGAGAACCGCAGAUAAGCAGAUAUUCGAAGUCGGAGAACAACAGAAACAAAAUAAGUAAACAAGAAUAAUUCCUGCCACUGGUGAGCAAUAGUGGUUAACUCAAACGUAACCGUAGAAUGGUCUACCAGGCCGAAGAAGCCAAACAAUCCCACCAUCAGCCUUGAGAUCAUAAGGGUGGCACAAAGAAGAUAUGCAAACAGUGGACACCAUUUAUGCUAAUGCUGGACAUACGGAGGCAGAAUCUUGAGACUUAUGCAAUAAAAACCCAUUGAACCAGAAAUGUAACAAAUACCCAUUGCAUGUAGCAGCUGAAGAAAGAAGAUACAAAAUCAUCCAAGAUAGAGAGCUGGAAAAAUGACGACCAAAGCAGUUGAAACCAAGGCAGCCGGGACAGCAAAUCUGUACACCAAGCAGCGGAAACCUUAUAGCAUGGCAACUGAAACCACAGCAGCUAAGAGACCGAAUCUGUACCCCUAACAGCAUCUACAGACUGAUAAUUAGAGGAAACUAGAAAGUCUGUACUGAAUGUGAUAGCAAUACAAAAAAGCAGUGGAUGCUGAAUGUAUCUAUAAAAGCAUGAAAACCUAUUCGACAGUAGAUAAGUUUGAGUACUUGUAUCUCAAUUGCUUGCAACUCUGGUUACACUGUUAUUGCUGCUUGAGUGGAGAUAAGAAUCGUAUGUAACUCCAGCUUCUAAGGGCAGGACAACUGCGUGAAAUUUGAUGCCCUCCGACCAACUACAUAUAAAGAACACUGAAAGGGAGGAUUACUAAUAUCUAUCUGAUGUGGGACAAAACCUAAGGCCCUUGGAGUCUGCAGACAUAGUGCCGGAUGUGAAAAACUUUCCCAGUAGAAGUAUAAUCCAUGUAUUUAAAGAGAACACCUCAUGCUGUCAUGCUUCUCCACAGGCUUAACAGUAAUGUGUGCAGCUUCUUGUUCUCUUUCAAAUGGACUCUGACCUUCCGCUUUCCUAUCAGUAAUCCUUUUAACAUCAAGAUGGGGAAAUAGGGAAUGGCAGGAGCUAGUUGGACAAAUAUUUCUCCAAGAACUCCAGGGCGGAGGCUAACAGGAGCUGAGGCUGCUAUUAAGUCUUGAUCAUUGUGCCGCUGAACUCUUAAUAGGUUAUAUUUAUUUCAUUGGAAAGUUUGCAACUGUUUCUCACUUUGAGGGUGGGGUUUGGCCCUAUGCUAACAUAGCUCUAUUGUGAUCUAGGUUUCAUGGAUUCAACAUACGAAAAUGGCCUCUCUGUAUAGGGGAGUAAGACUGCAUGCACUUGACCUCCUCUAAAACCUGCAAUAGCAGGAGCUCCAUGCACUUAGAUGCCCUUUCAUCUCACCAAUCCAAAUUAAGUCUUGGAUCUCAUGUUUGUGUUUUGCGGCUGUAUAAAGUCAUUGCCUUUUCAUUUGAAAAUAAGAUUUAGAAGCCACCAACCAAUGGUAAGAGGCCAGACUUACUGACGAUUUGCUGCUGAUAAUGAAGCAUGUGGGAUGAUGGUACAUGGCAACCCAUGAAGUAUGACAUACUAAUAUGACUUAACUGUGGUCAAAGUAGAAAACUGGGCACAUACUGUCUUGUCUCCACGGUGAUGGAGUGCUUGUGGGAAGAAU